This is a messenger RNA of Anguilla anguilla (European eel), 4046 nucleotides long. RefSeq names its product sterile alpha motif domain containing 12 (gene samd12). The record is from RefSeq and is a predicted model, not a curated record. Bases 630 to 1163 code for a protein of 177 amino acids. The transcript has 5 exons. Lineage: Eukaryota; Metazoa; Chordata; Actinopteri; Anguilliformes; Anguillidae. Gene Ontology annotation, cellular component: cytoplasmic side of plasma membrane. Gene Ontology annotation, molecular function: protein binding. Gene Ontology annotation, biological process: cell surface receptor protein tyrosine kinase signaling pathway.
GAAAAUUCGGUGUUGCCUAGCUAGGGAUGAGUGCUUGCCUGUCGGUUAGAAGAUUGUGGUUUCAGUGUGAAAUAUUAAUAGGAUAUGUGGGCGGACGUAUAGGCCAAUUUUAUUCUCGAAGAACCGAAUUGUCCAGUAUUUCAGAACCGACGGUCAACACAUUUUGCUAAUGCCCCUGUCAAUGUCUGAUGCGCACUCUGGAGAAACAAACCAAGCUCCGUUCGUACCAUAUGUUUGUAGCCUACUCUGUAAUCGGUUACGCGUGUUUAGUCUGCGAAAGGAGCUAUUUAAUCCAAAGAAAUAUUUUACAUUGUUUGUAACUGCUCUAUUCUUGAGGAGUGUUUAAUUUUAUUUAUCACAAAAUUCCAAGAAUGGUUCUUAUUAUAGACACAACUGAAGAGAGUACCUGUAAUGUAGCCUACAUUAUUGGGCGCAUUGGACGUUGCUCCACGUGAGAUAAUCGUCCGCUGCGACCAAAUCUAUUGUUGACUAUAAGUGAGUUUUUUUUUGGGGGGGGGGGGGAGCGAGCGUUGCCUAAAAUUGUCCACACAAAUCGACGACAAACGUUUAUUUUGCGUGUGCAAACCAUAGACAGUACCAUAGAAGGUGCAAACAUAACCUGGGGCGGAAUGCUAGGACAGUCUCACCACCUUAUCGGGGGGAUCCUGUGGAUUCAAAAUCCGAUGAGAGCUGUCCACUGCAACCUGAGUCAGAAUGGUUUAGAUCACCAGGUGUGCCCAGAGGAUGUGACAUCACCCUUGGAUGAACUGCCAAUCGGUCAUGGAGUGGCCAUCGAUGACGAUAGCCCCACCUACCUGGACCAGAGGGAUCCCAUCUACCAGCAGGCCUCAGACUCGCAGGCCACGCAGCCGGGGAACUUGAAGCUGAGCAAGCCGGUCGCCCUGUGGACGCAGCAGGACGUAUGCAAGUGGCUGAAGAAACACUGUCCCAACCAGUACCAGAUCUACAGCGACUCCUUCAAGCAGCAUGACAUCACAGGCCGAGCUCUGAUGAGGCUGACGGACAGGAAGCUGGAGCGGAUGGGCAUCAUGCAGGAGAGCCAGCGGCAGCACGUCCUGCAGCAGGUCCUGCAGCUGAGAGUGCGGGAGGAGGUGCGCAACCUGCAGCUGCUGACGCAAGGAUCCCUGGAGAGUUCACCAUAGGCUUGAAAGUUCAAGAAAAGGAUCGGUCUCCAUGUCUGUCUCUCUCCACCCAGCAGUAAUCCCAGAAUACUCCGACACCCCCUGCUUCCCUCAUGCCCUUCCUACAGCCCCCCAUCUGGAGGGCCCCACUGCGUGCAUGCAUGCACGCACACACGCACACAUGCACGCACACACUCGACUACGCACACGCGCGCACACACACACACAAACACGCACACUCACACACAUGCACACACACACGCACGCUUGCACACAACCACGCGCACACACGUACGCACAACAGAAGACAAAAUAAUCAUCAAUGUAUGACUCCACAAAUAAAGGGCAAAGAUGACUAUAGCAGCAACAAACACAAUGAAUUGAAAAUAGUGUGUGCCUGUACACUGUUAACUCUUUUAAAGUAGCACAUUUAAUGUUUAGCAACCUGUUACUGUAUAUAAAAUAGCCAAGUAUGACUAAUCAGCAGAUGUUCAGAUGAACAGGUCGAAAGCCAGUCACAUAUCAGGUAGAUCUGCCUUUAUUUUUUAUUUUUCCUCUGACCAGUCUGCAACAAGGGAUGUUUCAAAUUGAAAUCUAGUAGAUACUGCAUUUUGCACUUUGAUGUUUUUUCUCAUAUUCUAAUGUGCUUAAUUAAGUGCAUUUUAAAUUCUGUGCUUUUGGUCUUUUUUGAUAGUAUUUAUUUUUCUUCCUUUACCGUGCUGUGUGUGUGUACAAUCUAAGAAAAGUUCACUGUGACUCGGACCAGAUGUCUUAAACAAUCUCAAUCCGAAACUGAGAGUAGCAUCCCCAUCUGCUGUCUUGGUAUCCUGUGUGGUCCAGGUCUUCUCUGGAAGAGCUCUAAGCAAAAAUGAAAGGAAAAAAAUGGGUGAAAUCAUCUUCCUUUUUCUCUCCGUUCUCUCACUACAUCGGUCAGUGACAGUACUUGUAACCAACUGAAUUGCACUGAAUAAUUUUUUUUUUUUUGCUGUGGAGCACAACAUCUUUUGAUUGGAUUCCACAAGUCAGUACCUGACAGUACAUGGUAGCACCAUCUGUUAUGUGGUUCAUUAAGCCUCACACUCCUUACAAUAUAUCGUAGAUAUCAAGCAUCUUCCAGAAAACAAUAUGGAAAGGAAUGAACUUCAGAAAGGUAAUAGAAAAUCAAUUGACAGAUACUUAUGUCACCAUGAUUAAAAUCAUGCUUUGUUAGCAUUACUUUUAAAACUUUGAAUCCAUAGUGCAAAAAAUAACUUUUUUGUGUUGCCGGCAAGUUAUUUAUUUUUUGAAACGUUGGAUAGCUACAAGCAUAGAAUUUGCUAAAGCGGUAACAUUGUUAUCACAAUGUUAUAUUCUGACUGUGUCUUGGGUUGUCUAGCAAUAAUAAGGCAAAAUAAGUUUAACAGCAGAAAAAAACUAUAGUAGUCAAUCUAUUAUAUUUGUGACCCAGUCAAGGUGUUGGAAAACACCAAUUGCUUGCUUUUUAGCUUUCAGUAAAUUUGCUAAUUUAGGUAUUUGUGGGUGAACAUUAAAUAACAUAAGGUGAGGGAAAGCUAUCUACUGUAUGUCAUACAACUUAACUGUCGUACAAGCUAGCUGAAUUGUUAAAUGGUGUCACUAGAGAACAGCCAAAGCAGUAUCCUAAUGUUACCUAGCUACCUAUAUUACAGGUGUUUUUACCCUUUUUUCUGUUUUCUUCUGAUUGUCCAGAGUUAGCUUGGAAUGGGCAGCACAAAUUGUUUAGCUCUGACAGACCGAAACAGCUCUGAGCUUAAGGCCGAUGGUGAGUCAGUGAUCAUGACAUCAGAAUGCUACUAUAAAAAUGAUUGAAAAGAGGUUAAAUAGCAACAUGUCAAAAAUAUAUAUAUAUAUCAAAAAUUCAUGUUCAGACAUGAAUCCUAAUAAAUUUACUUUCUGUGUAUCUUAAAAGUGUAAAAGUGUAGAUGCUUUUAGAAUAUUUUAAUUAACAUUCAGAAGUUUAUGGGGUAAUUUAUUUUGCUUUUAGCCUUCAGCAAAGUAAAAUAAAACAGUCUACACAAUGCUUUUAGCCAUCUCAAUGUUAUUUUUUCAUUUGAAACAGAUGGAAUCCCAUAAAUACUUUAGCCACAGCCUUGUCAUUCUCUUACACUUUACCCCAAGUGGAAUAACCUGCACGCAAGUGGAUUUUUAUGGUUUCACACCCACAGCUUCACCUUAUUUCUCCCUCACAAUUAUUUUAGAUGUAGUUUAUCGAAGGUUUGCCAGUGAAGAGGUUCUUGUUUACGCCAUGUACUUAGUUAAGUACAUAACUAUGUAAGCCUGCUAUGCCAGUGUUAUUAAAAUACAAAAGUAAUUAAUAUAUAUGUUGAAGGAUUUAAUACAAUAAAUAAUGUGUAACAAUAUUGUAUUUACUUUGUAAGUACAUAUAAACGUAGACCACUAUAAUAUAAAGUGUGAUUGAAAGGACAUAAGGUAAAGAGGGAUAGAGAGGAGUAAAGCCACAAAGGCACAUGCACACUUCACAGCUGACAGCAGAUGCAAACUGUUGUUCUGGUCAGAUUGUGCAUUUUUAUAUCAGCUCGUGGGUUCAUUUAUUAAUUAAUCUAUUUUAAUUUGAAAGUUGUCCCAGGAAAUGCAAUUACAGACUUGUCAGUAUGACUAGGUGUACCCCAGGCCCAAAAUUAAAAUGUAAAUUUUUUGCCAAGAGGGACCUGAUAGCAUGUUCUUUGUGAGGUUCUAAUGUUUUCUUUGACAUGGGCAUGCACAUCAACUCCUCUUCAGUCUGCACAAAUCUUUUUAUCCAUGCCUUUGAAGGGUGCCUGUUCGUGAAUACUGCUACUGAAAAUCUGUGAAUAACUGCAAAUCUGUGAAUAAUCACAAUCAUAUCGAUGAUGUAAUGGUAAUAUAAAUAAAUCCUGUUAGAGCAAA